Messenger RNA from Laccaria bicolor S238N-H82, 1695 nucleotides. RefSeq lists its product as uncharacterized. Bases 1 to 1695 code for a protein of 564 amino acids. The record is from RefSeq and is a predicted model, not a curated record. NCBI's taxonomy places the organism in Eukaryota, Fungi, Basidiomycota, Agaricomycetes, Agaricales, Hydnangiaceae. The transcript has 2 exons.
AUGGCACUAACACCGCAGGACGGUGUGCUCAUCGUUCUUGCUCUGAUUUUGUCCGCUUCUUCUUUGUUUUACGGAAGAAGGAAGUCUGAUGAACCCAGCGAGCAUCUAUGUCCCCAAGCAUACAUUCUGCGGAACCAGGUAACACACGCAAGACACCUUCCGUUGGAGGCGUCGCACGCCUUUACAUAUCCUACGCUCUCUCUACUCGUAUCUCUGGACGCCUUGGAACGUGGCUCAUUAGACCUGGGGCGUGGUUGGAUCUUUGGCUACGGAGGUUUGUGGGGAAGACUUGUUGGUCUCCGGUCCGAACCCUAUGUAACUGGCCAGAAGGCCUUGUCGAUCCGCAACAAGUUGGAGGGCAUUUUGGGACACCGUGGUUAUGUGGAUACGAUGGACGAUGCGUGGAUGAUGACAAUGCCCAGUUUCCUUGGGUUUGAGGGGAUCAAUCCUCUUACCGUUUAUUUCUGUUACAAGAAUGGUGACUUGUGGAUUACCGUUCUAGAGAUUCAUAAUACUUUUGGGGAGAGUCAUAUCCAUGUCCUCGAAGUGAACCACAAUGAGGACGAAACUCCAUCGAGAGGGUUAGUACCUACAUUCUCAAAGAACGAGCAAAGUAUAGCUCACCGUUCGGGUCCUAGUUACGACCACCAAUGGACAUUUCCACGAGAAUUUCACGUCUCUCCUUUCAACGACCGAACUGGAUUUUAUAAAGUUUCCGUAAAGAAGCCAAGUCACCUACCCUCCCUGGAGCGCGUCAAGUUGUCAGCUAGCCCUCCGCCUCCUAGACCCACCGUUCGCGUCUAUCUGUACACUGCGUCGACGUCGAUACCUCAUUCCCCGGAGAAACUCAAGCUGACGGCGCUUCUUCGACCGACUUCAGCCGUUCCUCUGACAAGCUCUGCUCUUCUCCUGACUCUCGCAACAGCGCCGUUGAUCUUGUUCCUUACAAUGCCACGUAUCUUACUUAUGGCAUGGAAGCUGCACUACCAGAAGCGACUUGAUGUAUACCCGCGGCCAGAGCCCCUGCCUGCUGCUGAAGACUGGAUUUCCGCACUGCCAGAUGACACAAAAAACCUCGUCAGAAGAGGGGGUGGUGUGAAAUGGUUGAAUGAAGGCUUGCUUGAGAAAUAUGCUCAGAGAUGCGUAAUAAGCUUUCUUGUUCAUCGCGUACAAGAGACAGGCAUCGGCGUCACCCUUAUCGCUGCGAACCCUGCUAUAGCUCGGCUUUCAUAUUCACCAUUGUCGCAGGCAGAGAAAGAGCAUUUGACGAUCUCAUAUCUCUCCUCCCAAGUGUUCAUUGUUCUAUUGCUCUCGCCGUCAGCGCAACAUGCCCUCCUGCUCGGCAGUGACACGGAAAAGCUAUUUUCCGCGUCAUCCCGCGACCUGUUCAUCAAAUUGUUCUCAGCUUCGCAGGUGUCAAGUUCUUUGGGAAUUUUGCAACGCCUUCGCCUGAGAGGUAUAGGUCAGACGAUACCAUAUCCCAUACCUGCCUGCCAUCCGUUGGAUGCCGAGAGCAGCGUGGUGAUCAGAGGGAGCAUGAUAGUUUUAUCGCUUCUGUUGGACUCAUUAGAGGCUUUCUUAUUUAGACUUGCUCGUGUAAGGGUAGUUGCAGGGCAAGAGCCAUGGCUCCGAUGGAAGAGGGCGGCGAGUGUUUACACGUGUAUAGCUAAAGGCUCUGAAGUGACGCAGUUGUAG